AUGCAGACCUUAUUUGCGUUGAUUUUAAUGCUCACCGUGCUGCAAAGCCACGUGGAUUCGAGUCGGUUUUUGGACAAUUCCUGCGAGGAUCCGAUUUCAAAACAAAUGGUUUCGAACUCAGUUCGCGAUCAACGGGCUGCUUGGUUGGCAUCCAUAACUAAUGCCACCCAGUUCCUUUGUACUGGCUCGCUGAUUCACAAACAGUACGUUUUAUCUGCUGCCAAAUGCAUGGAUGUUCACGGGCAGCUAUUCGUUCGACUGGGAGCAUACACUUCGACAGAAUCCCACAAUUUGUAUACGGUGAUCGGAGUAUUCUUCCCACAUUCCGAGAAACAACCCCAAAGUGAUAUAGGACUGCUUAAGCUCUCAAGAAGCGUGGAUUACAAUGAUCUUAUAUAUCCCAUAUGCAUUAUUAUAAAUGGCAAAACUUCGGGUCAGCCAUACUUCAAAACCUCUGCCUGGCUUUCGAAACUCAAGACUUCUCGAACCAUCAUUCUACACAAAGUGAGUGACGAUCUCUGCCAAUUGAACUCGACGGAAAACAUGUGUGCUGCUGCUGGGUCAUAUAGGAAAUCCUGCCGCAUCGAUUCUGGAAGUCCUUUGACUUAUACCGUCGUUUUGGGUUCAAGUAUAACUCGGGAAGUGCUGUUUGGUAUCCGCAGCUAUGGCAAUGGAGAAAAAUCGUGUUCUGAAGCGGCACAUUAUAUCAACGUAGCACAAUAUGUCGGCUGGAUUGAGACAGUAGUAACAAAUAAUGGCAAAAAUGAUCUCAUGGUUGCACCGCAAAAAGUAGAACAACCUGUGCAGCACACACAGUCUGCGAUUCGAUGCGAUGGUGGUGAUAGCUUGUCAACGAAACUACGAGCUCGUAUUUAUGGACCUAAUUACAUAGCCCAGGGUUGGUUUAUCACCGACAGAUAUGUCAUCACAAAUGCCAAGGGCUUACCGACAAGUGCGGCGUCUCUAAACGUAGGUCUGCCGGGAACCACCAGGUCCUACGAUGAAUUCAAUGUGCAAUCGGUCGUCAAGCACCCACAGUUUUCUGAGGAUUACAAAAAUGACAUAGCACUGCUCAGAAUCGAUCCACCGGUGGCCAUAGGCAACUUGAGGCCAAUAUGUAUGCUGCUAAAAGAGAAGCAUCGGGAAAUGGCCAAGUCGAAUCCACCAGUUACGUUUAACUAUGUGCAAACCGCAGAUCGCAUAGAAAUUUUAAGAGAAAACGCCACACUCUUAGACUCCAGUGUAUGCUCAAAUAGGCUGCAAAAAACUGUAGAAGCGAAUCAAAUUUGUGUGCAAACUCCGUUCGAAACGGGCCAGAACAGUGCAACACGUGGCGGCCUAUUGGGAUUAAGGAUGAUGUAUGAGGCCAAGGAGUGGCUCGCCCUGCUCGGCAUCCUCAGUUAUUCACAGGAUGGCUUGGAAGUCUUCACAGAUGUUAUGGCACACACCCAGUGGAUUGCCGAAGUGGUUAACUCUGAUCAACAACUGAAACUAAAUGUUCCUGAUCAGCACACAAACUCUUAA
This is a messenger RNA of Drosophila teissieri, 1524 nucleotides long. RefSeq lists its product as uncharacterized. Gene Ontology annotation, biological process: proteolysis. Bases 1 to 1524 code for a protein of 507 amino acids. The record is from RefSeq and is a predicted model, not a curated record. NCBI's taxonomy places the organism in Eukaryota, Metazoa, Arthropoda, Insecta, Diptera, Drosophilidae. Gene Ontology annotation, molecular function: serine-type endopeptidase activity. The transcript is spliced from 7 exons.